GCAGCUUGAAUACCUAAAGCUGUAGUUGUGCCAUAAUAGGGACAGAAACAAAAGACUAACAAUGGUUUCGUUCUCUCGAAAUUUAAGGAAACUGGAGCUUCUGCUGUGGAAAAAUUGGAUAAUCGAGAAACGACGGCCUUUCGUUCUGCUUUUCGAGUUUCUUCUACCCGUUCUUGUGCCAUCAAUAUUAGUAAUCGUGCGAACCACCGAAGAAGUGGUCGAGUACCCGAACCCAACGUACUACUCGGCACUACCUCUUUCGUCUCGAUUUGGAAACGGCAGUUCAGAGUCGACGUUCAAUUGUCCUAACUUCCGAUUAGCAUACGCUCCUAGCGGUGAUCCUGUUAUUGAGCAGUACAUACAAGGCGUCAUUGAAAAGCUGCCUUGUAUUUUGAAUAAUUCACUUCCUUAUGAAAGCGAAAAUGCUUUAGAAUACGAUCUAUCAUUGGACGGAAAAUCUAUGGACUCGGUUCUUUGUGGAGUUGUUUUCAAAGAAGCUUCAGAUUCAAAAACGGAUUAUAAAAUCAGGUUCCCAUAUAAAUUACGGGUAUCCGAGGACUCGGAAGACUGGGUCACUGAAUUGCUAUAUCCGGACUCCUCUAACGGACCUCGGAACCCCUCUUUGUUUGUGCAGGACUUUAGGAUCUCUGACGUCUUUCCAGAUUACCGGACUCUUUACCCAGACGAUAAGGAGACAAUACCUGUUGAGGACUAUGGCGGAUUACCUAGUUAUUAUUUAGAAGGGUUUCUUUUUAUCCAGUCAGCAUUGGAUCUAGUUAUAAUGCAGAGUCUUAACGUUCCCGAUGCUGAAAAUCUCGACAUUCGAGUACAAAGAUUCCCAUUUCCGCCUUACUUGAAAGACGAUUUUGUUUCAACUCUUGAGCAAUUUCUAGGAAAUUUAUUUCUACUUUCUUUUGUUUUCAUUACGUUCAACAUUGUUAAAAAUGUAGUCAGCGAGAAAGAAAAAAGACUGAAAGAGUCUAUGAGGAUAAUGGGACUGGAGAAUUACCUGCACUGGAUGGCAUGGGUUAUACAGUACUCGUUUUUCACCCUCAUUAUUGUUUCAUUGACAACCCUGUUCCUCUGCAUUGAUAUGAGUACGGAAAAGGUGUUGCCCUCGGCGGACUGGUCGGUGGUGUUUGUGUUUGUGCUACUGUAUGGCCUGUCCUCCAUGUCCCUCUGCUUCCUCCUCACCACCCUCUUCUCCCGUGCCAAUGUCGCCUCCGUCAUCGCCACCCUCAUCUGGUUCAUCACCUUCCUCCCAUUUCUCAUACUCUACAACAGCUACGAUGACUUGACUCUACCGAUCAAGCUUGUGCCCUGUCUCCUCUGCAACACUGCCAUGGGACUCGGAUCCUACCUCAUUGGUGAUUUAGAAGUCAGCGGAGUCGGUGCCAAAUGGAGCAACAUCGCGGAUCCAAUCAACAUGGAAGACGAUCUUACACUUCUUAUGAUUUUCGGAAUGCUCAUUCUAGAUAUUUUCCUUUACGGAACCCUAACUUGGUAUGUAGAAGCAGUAUUUCCAGGAGAGUUCGGAUAUCCGCAACCAAUCUACUUUUUCCUCCAGAAGUCUUACUGGUUUGGAUCUGAUCAAGAUGAUGAAGGUUCUGCUAAAGCUACAUCAUACGAACCUGAUUGUGACACAGAAUUUAUAGAGGAAGAAGACGAAGCAAUUCCAAAAGGAAUCGAAAUCAUCGGGCUUCGGAAAGAGUUCAAGGACAAAGUUGCAGUCAACAAUUUGUCCUUAAACCUGUACCACGAGCAGAUAACAGUUCUUCUAGGUCACAACGGGGCUGGUAAAAGCACAACUAUGUCCAUGUUGACAGGUCUUUUUCCGCCUACUAGAGGCAAUGCUAUUGUAAAUGGGUUCAAAUUAAAAGGUCAGUUGAGCAAAGUUCGCGAGAGUCUAGGACUGUGUCCGCAGCAUGAUGUUUUAUUUGAUCAGUUGACAGUCGAUGAACAUCUGACGUUCUUCGGAUUGCUUAAGGGAGCAAAAGAAAGAGAUUUGAAGUUCGAGAUUAUGAAUAUUCUAGAAGCUUUGCAACUGCCUGAUAAACGUUACUCGACGUCCAGGACUUUAUCAGGUGGAAUGAAGCGGAAACUGUCGGUAGCCAUAGCUCUGAUUGGUAACUCCAAAGUAGUCAUACUUGACGAGCCCACUUCCGGUAUGGACCCGGCAGCCAGGAGACUCACCUGGGAUGUUCUUCUACAGUCCAAAACUGACCGCACAAUAAUGCUGACUACCCACUUCAUGGACGAGGCAGAUGUGUUGGGGGACAGGAUAGCCAUCAUGGCCGAGGGAAAACUGCAAUGCGUUGGAUCCUCUCUCUUCCUCAAGAGGAAAUACGGCGUGGGAUAUCAACUAACUGUAGUCACCGGUCCAAGUUUUGAAGUCUCAACCCUGGAAAGUGAAGUGCAGAAAAACGUGCCCGGAUCUUUUAUCGAACGUCAAGUUGGGAACGAACUGUUGUUCACGCUUCCUUCUGAGCUUGUUUCGAACUUCUACGGCCUUUUCCAACAGAUGGAACAGAACCAAGAUCGAUUCGGGAUUGAAUCAUACGGCAUUUCAGUCACAACAAUCGAAGAAGUGUUUCUAAGAGUUGGGAAACUUUUGGAAGAAGAUGAAAUAAAUGAAAACAAUUUCAAAAGAGUCGCGAGUACUGCGUCGUAUAGUGCAGGUUUAGACGAACUUGGAGAUCUUGAAAAUACUUCGAAAAAAGAUGGGGCUGAAAUUAACUUCGAAUACAAUGAAUCAGCUCAAAAGUACUCGUCUAAGAUGUCCCUCUGGUAUCAACAGUUUCAAGCUACAGUAGUGAAGCGUGUUAUACAUUCGAUGCGGAACAAAAAAGUGGCGAUUGCUCAACUUCUUAUACCAGCUUUAUGCACAAGUUUUGCACUUCUGGUCACUAAAAUUGCAGAUGAUGACUUAGAUUCGCCUGAACGAAAAAUGCUUUUAAGUGAGUAUGAUUCACCGUUCACACUAUUCGCCGGAAACGCUUUGGAUCAAACUUCUGGUUCUUUGAUAGCUGCCUAUGGCCAAAUUGUAAAUGACCAAAGUAACAAGGGAUCUCGAGUAACGUUUGUCAAUACGUCGACUAUUGAAGACGAAAUAGUCAUUUUAGCCGAACAAAACUUGGCGAGAUACAAUAACCGAAUGAUGGUGGCAGCUGAAUUUUACGACACGAUAACAGUUUGGUAUAACAACGUAGCAUAUCAUACCGCGUCCCUUUCUCUCAAUUUGAUCUCAAACGCCAUUCUUCUGGCUUCGGAUGCUGCUCAUACCAUUUCUGUAUCGAACCACCCACUACCUCAAACCAUUGAUGAUUCCGCCGAAAACUUAUCAGAUGUGGACGCCGUUUGGCAAGGUUUUAAUGUUGGCUUCAAUAUUUCGUUUGGAUUUGCAUUUUUAGUGGCCAGUUUUGUAAUAUUUCCGGUUAAAGAACGAGCUACUAAGUCGAAACAUUUACAGUACGUGUCCGGAUUACAACCAGCGAUUUUCUGGCUUUCGGCGUUUUUCUGGGACGUUCUAAAUUUUCUAGCAUCAGUUGCGGUGCUGAUGUUGCUGUUUGCAGCUUUUCAAGUGGACGCUUAUUCUGGUUCUCGAUUGCUAUUUUUACUGCUAAUAUUCUGUGGGUACAGCAUUGCAGCUUUGCCAAUGAUGUACAGCAUUGCGUUUUUCUUCGAAGAUUCAGUUUCGGCUUUUGUUCGGUGUACGACUCUGAAUAUAGUUUUAUCAGUCGGGACUUUGAUCACAAUAUCAAUUCUAGACAACGACAAAAGUAUCACCAACACACUUGAUUGGACAUUUGUGGUUCUGAUUCCGCAGUAUGCUAUUCCAAUAACGAUGCUGGAUCUUUAUCGCAAUUAUGAGGCUCAUAAGUUUUGCGAUGAUUUCGGCGGUCUCUCGGAUGAACAAUGUGAACUGGUUUUCCCGAACGACUUCGAGGCAAGUUACUUCUCGUGGGAACGGCCCGGAGUUGGUAGAUAUCCGGUUUUCUACAUCAUUCAUAGCAUAUUUUGGUGGACAGUUCUUAUUUGUGUCGAAUCAAAUAUAGUUCAAAGCUUCAAAAACCUGUUUUCAACUUCGCGAAAAGUACCAAAAUCAAAGAAAGCUGAGGAAAUUUUUGCAGAUCAAUCGGAAAGCACUCAAUUUGCCAAAGACGAUAAACUUCAAAAUUAUGAAGCAAGUUCUAAUUCAGAACCUUCUGAAGGUUUAGACAUUGACGUUCAAAAUGAAAUUAACCUUGUCAAAAAUAGUAUCGAAGAUUUAAAACAAUCUUCAACUUUGUUAGUCGAAGGCCUGAACAAAAGUUACAUCACGUCUGAUUUUUUAUUCAGCGACGCUCUUGUAACACACGCGGUUAAAGACAUAUACCUAUCCGUUCCAGCAGCCGAAUGUUUCGGCUUACUGGGAAUCAACGGUGCCGGGAAAACUACAACCUUCAAAAUGCUCACUGGAGAUAUUAGAAUGACUAGUGGAACUGCGUAUAUAAAAGGUGUGGAUAUAUCUAGGAGGAUUAAAGAUGCGCAACAAAUGAUGGGUUACUGUCCUCAGUUCGAUGCUCUGAUUGAUCAGAUGACAGGACGAGAGACACUUCGCAUGUAUGGCAGACUUCGUGGUUUGAAGCCUGACUGCAUCGAAUGCUGUGUGUCUGAGUUGGUGUCCCUUCUGGGCCUGACUCCCUACGCGGACAAGAUGGCAGUCGAGUACAGUGGGGGCAAUAGGAGGAAGCUGAGUGCUGCCAUUGCCAUGAUUGGUCUGCCUCCUCUUGUAUUCCUGGACGAGCCAACGACAGGAAUGGACCCUGCAGCCAGACGUUCCCUGUGGAAGGUGCUGCUACAUCUGGUCAGAGUAUGCUCCCUGUCAAUCAUUCUCACCUCCCACUCGAUGGAGGAGUGCGAGUACCUCUGCUCCCGUCUGGCCAUCAUGGUCAACGGACAGUUCAAGUGCUUAGGAUCACCUCAGCACCUCAAAACCAGGUUCGGACAAGGGUUCACCCUGGUCGCAAAAUUGCAGUACGAUCCCUCAAACGAGAACAAACAAAGAUUUCACCAGUUCAUCGACCAGACAUUUCCAGAUAGCAUUCUGAAAGACGAACACCAAACUAUGGUACAAUACCAAGUGGUAACUCUUGAUUUGAAGUGGUCGGAGAUUUUCAAAACAAUGGAGGAUCACAAAGAGACGCUAAACAUUGUGGACUACAGUGUCAGCCAGACAAGCUUAGAACAAGUUUUUCUCAACUUUGCUAGAAAUCAGACACGAUGAAGAAUUAAUAAAUAUUAUUUGAAAAAAUUGUUUCCCUCAAAUAGCUAAAUUAAAU
Molecule: messenger RNA, 5321 nt
Organism: Symsagittifera roscoffensis
Lineage: Eukaryota; Metazoa; Xenacoelomorpha; Acoela; Convolutidae
Product: phospholipid-transporting ATPase ABCA3-like
Exons: 10
Coding region: 62-5266 (1734 amino acids)
Biological process (GO): lipid transport; transmembrane transport
Cellular component (GO): intracellular membrane-bounded organelle; membrane
Molecular function (GO): lipid carrier activity; ATP hydrolysis activity; ABC-type transporter activity
Source: RefSeq, a predicted model, not a curated record